AUGCUCAGAACAGCAAUCAGGAAUCAACAAAGCCUUACCACUAGGAUACCAUUAGCUACCACGAUACGUGGAUUCCAUGUAUCAAAUGUCAACUUCGAUGACAAACCACCAUCAUCAAACUCCCCAUUAAAGGUAUUCUUUGACACAUUCAAACAGGAAGUUAAAAAAUCGUCCGAGUUGAAAGAGAAUAUAAAAGCUUUGCAAGAUGAGUCUGGGCGGAUGGCUGAAUCGGAAGCAUUCAAAAGAGCCAAAGAAGCAUACGCUAGAGCACAAAAGGGUAGAAGUGCGGCAGGCAAGGCAGUUAAAAAGACAGCUGAUGUGGUGGGUGGCGCUGCUUAUAAAGCAUGGGAGUCACCAGUGGGGAAAGGUGUGAGAACCACCGUCAAAGUUAGUGCAGAUGUUGCAGAUAAAGCUUUUGAACCAGUCAGAAAGACCAAAAUAUAUCAAGACGUUUCUGAGGUGAUUGAUGAUGGAUCUUCAAACAUGUACGGUGGAUUCUUAACCAAAGAACAAAGACAAGCGUUGAGGGAGAAGGAAUUGGCUAGAAAAUUAAAAGAAGGUUUCAAGGGUCCCGUUAAGGAGAAUGAAGAAGCUGGAGGCGAAUUGAUUGCAACAGAAAUAAAGUCAUCAGGACCGUCUACUAGUGAGAAAUGGGAAUCUUUCAAGCAAAAGUCGCCCAUUGGUAAAGCUAUUGUUAUUCUCAAAGAAAAAUGGGACGAGUCAGAGAAUGGGUUAAUCAGUCUAAUACGUACUAUUAUUGAAAAGAUUACUGGUUUUUUUGCAGAGACCGAACAAGCCAAAACUAUUAGACAAUUGAAGUAUAUGGACCCAUCAUUCAAGUUGACUGAUUUCCAAAAGACAUUAAACGAUUAUAUUGUUCCAGAAGUUGUUGAUGCUUAUAUCAAAAACGACGCAAAAGUCUUGAAAGAAUGGUUCAGUGAAGCUCCAUACAAUGUGUGGGAAGCUAACAACAAACAGUUUACCCAACAAGGUUUGUUUUCAGACAGCAGAAUCUUGGAUAUUAGAGGUGUUGAUAUUGUCACUUGCAAAAGCUUGCAACCUAAUGACAUUCCGGUCGUUGUUGUCAGUUGUAGAGCACAAGAGAUUCAUUUGUAUAGGAAAGCCAAGACUGGAGAAAUUGCUGCUGGUACUGAAGACCAAAUUCAAUUGAGCACCUAUGCCAUGGUUUUGACAAGAAUUCCAGAGGAAUUUGAUAACAAGACAACCGAGGGAUGGAAGAUUGUUGAGUUUGCCCGUGGUGGUUCAAGACCUUUCCAUUAG
This is a messenger RNA of Lodderomyces parapsilosis, 1281 nucleotides long. It is a transcript of the gene TIM44, whose product is annotated as protein translocase subunit. The transcript has a single exon. Gene Ontology annotation, cellular component: mitochondrial inner membrane. Gene Ontology annotation, molecular function: protein-folding chaperone binding. NCBI's taxonomy places the organism in Eukaryota, Fungi, Ascomycota, Pichiomycetes, Serinales, Debaryomycetaceae. The coding region runs from base 1 to 1281 and encodes 426 amino acids. The record is from RefSeq and is a predicted model, not a curated record. Gene Ontology annotation, biological process: protein import into mitochondrial matrix.